Molecule: messenger RNA, 717 nt
Organism: Hirsutella rhossiliensis
Lineage: Eukaryota; Fungi; Ascomycota; Sordariomycetes; Hypocreales; Ophiocordycipitaceae
Exons: 1
Coding region: 1-717 (238 amino acids)
Source: RefSeq, a predicted model, not a curated record
AUGGCCGAUUCCGGCUGGCUGCUGCAGUGGACCAUUGUCCUUUCAUUGACCGCCCUCUGCCUGUCGUUGGUCGUCGUCGCCCAGGUCGUCGCCAGUUACUCGGCGGCAUACAGGGCCGCACCCCACGACGUCGCCACCUUUGUCGAUGCCGUCGAUUUCUCCAUCCAGGAAAACGAGAGCUACGAUCGCGAUGUCGCAAAGGUCCAGCGCCUCGAGGACAAGCUGCGCCUCGGCCGCCUGCUGCGCGAGAUCCAGAGGGGCGGUGACGACCUGCGCGAGGAGCUCAAUCGCCUGCUGAUUGGAGAGGGCACCACGUCGCUGAGGACCAGCGCGCGCCUGCUCUGGGCCUCGAAGCGCGUCGACCUCGAGGACCGGGUCCGGAGGCUCGACCUCGUGCGCAUGCGCUUCCUCGUCGUCUACAUGGGCAUCAUGGCUUCCAUUGCCGACAAGCAGCCCCCGCCGCCCCCUCCUUUGCCCCGGGACCGGGAAAAGACGUCGGCUUUCGCAAAGCCAGCCCUGCAAAAGUCGCUCACCGAGACCAUGACCAAACGUGCGCCCAUACGCCGUCUGACUACCCAGGCCAUCGGCCACCAGGACAAUGUGACGACGCCGCAUCGCAAGGGCUGGGCCGGCGUCGUCGAGGAGCUGCAGACGUCACCGCGGAUGCAACGGCGCCACGCCUCGCUGGAGCAAACCAUGACCUCAAGGCCUCCGUGA